Molecule: messenger RNA, 1592 nt
Organism: Megalobrama amblycephala (Wuchang bream)
Lineage: Eukaryota; Metazoa; Chordata; Actinopteri; Cypriniformes; Xenocyprididae
Product: apolipoprotein L3-like
Exons: 3
Coding region: 602-1342 (246 amino acids)
Biological process (GO): lipoprotein metabolic process; lipid transport
Cellular component (GO): membrane; extracellular region
Molecular function (GO): lipid binding
Source: RefSeq, a predicted model, not a curated record
CUAAACUUCUGUCUAGAAAUGGCAGAUCAUCAAGGACAGUUUGACUUCCAUUGAUUCCAGCAGCCUAAAGCAUCCUCCUUCAUUGAACAGCCAAGAUGAUCCUCAUUCAUUGAGCAGCCUAAAGCAUCCUCCUUCAUUGAGCAGCCAAGGGGAUCCUCCUUCAUUGAGCAGCCUAGAUGAUCCUCCUUCAUUCAGCAGCCUAAAGCAUCCUCCUUCAUUGAGCAGCCAAGAUGAUCCUUCUUCAUUGAGCAGCCUAAAGCAUCCUCCUUCAUUGAGCAGCCAAGAUGAUCCUCAUUCAUUGAGCAGCCAAGAUGAUCCUCCUUCAUUGAGCAGCCUAGAUGAUCCUCCUUCAUUCAGCAGCCUAAAGCAUCCUCCUUCAUUGAGCAGCCAAGAGGAUCCUCCUUCAUUGAGCAGCCAAGGGGAUCCUCCUUCAUUCAGCAGUAAUGGAAAUCAACCUGGAGACAUUCUUCAAAGGAAACAUGAAACCUUUGAUGAACUGAAAAGAAGCAUUGAAGAACUCAAGUCAGAAUUUGACAGAAAUCAUGAAACUCUGACAAACCAAAUAAAGGAUCUGAAUGACAUCACAGAUUACCUGGAAUCCAUGCACAAGAACACCACAGUGGGCAGUUUGGUAGGAUCAUCAAUCGGAGCAGCGGGAGGAAUCGCAGCACUCGCAGGCCUGGCUUUGGCCCCGUUCACAUUAGGUGCUUCUUUGGUUGUUACUGGUGUUGGCGCAGCUGUUGGAGCCGCUGGAGGAGUCACGGGUGGAGCGUCGAACAUCACUAACACCAUCAAGCAGAAAAAUCUGCGCGAGACGAUUGAGAAGAUCGUCAAUGAUUUCCUGAACACAAUCAAUCCAAUGUUUGAGCUUCUGAAUAAAAUUGGUGACAUCACAGAGAAUAUCAAACUUCUGAAGGAGACAUUAAAGCAGCAUGAAUUUCAGAAAGCAGCAAAAGGUGCUGCAGAUAUUUUAAGGAUCGCAUCUGUAGCUCAAAUUGGGAAGAUGUGUGCAGAGGCUGCUAAAGAAAUCCGCGUGUAUGUACGGACUGUCAGAGCUCUCCGUGUGCCUGCACAGGCCGCACGUGCGACAGCCUCAUCUCUCCGUACGACGGCAGCGUUCACUGGCGCACUCUCGGCUCUGUUUCUCGCUCUUGAUGUUUACAGCAUCUUUCAAGAUUCGACAGAGCUCUCUGAAAUGAAUCAACCAGCAGACGAGAGGAAAGCAGAAGAAUUCAAAUCAGAAACGCUAAAGUUUAUUCUUCAGAUGAGAGAAACCGCUGCUCAGUUUCAGAAGAUUGUGGACAGAAUUAAAGAUGCCAUAGACACUUUUGAGAAUAUUUAACAAAAUAGCAAAACUUUUAAAUCAUUUGAACAUGCAAGAUCAGCAAAUGAUGGAAGUUCAGGGUUUGGCGUUCAAGGUCACACAUUGUCUGUCACCACUGAAAAUCAAGUGUGAUCAAGUCAAAAUUACCCCAAGCUUUACUCACCCUCAAGCCAUCCUAGGUGUAUAUGACUUUCUUGUUCCUUACAAGGACAAUCAGAGAAAUAUUAAUAUAUAAAUAUAUAUUAAUAUCUAGCUUCUGCCAGAUUGC